ACUCUGCUGAUCUGCGGCUACUGCUUCAGACUAGCUGAAGGUGUUCUUCUGUCAGACACCUGCACUUCGCGUGUGUUUUUGUUGUGUCUCGUCGCUGGAGGCUGUUUGUUUUCAGGGCCCGUGUUUCGUUUCUCAUACUUGCAUGCCAGUCCACCGUGACACUGGGAGCUAACUGCAUUCAGGAUGGAAGCCCAGCAAGAGCUGGAGAGAAGAGUAAAAUGCACCUGAGAUUGAAGCUUGUACCUGAAGACGUUUACCAGAAAAAUAUUUCCUGUUUGGAAAAAGAAAAUAUUGCUAACCGCUGCCAAAGGGGCUCCACAAAGCAAGGUGUAUUUAUUGAAAAGGCCGAAUCUUAUGACACAAAAGUCACCACGUUUGAAACAACCACAAGUAAACCACGUGUCAGCCCACCGGUAUGCCCAGGGGAGGGGCCUAAACUGAGGCUCAAAAAUAGGCAAAGUGUGUCAGUUUCCCGUCCCCAUUCCUGGCAUUCAACCAAAUUACUGGAGAAUCAAGCCAAUCCCAGCAUGAUGCAAAUAUCUCAGGGGACGUUAGGAUCUCCAUGGCACCAGGCUUAUCACUCAAGUUCAUCUGCAAGUGAUCUCCCCAGCUAUGACCAUGGGUGUUUAAGACGGAGCCAUGACCAGUACAGUUCAAGAGGGAGCAUGGAAAGCCUGGACCAUACGUCAUCUGCAUGUAAUCCUUGUCACCUUUCACCUGCCAAGUCCACCAACUCCAUAGAUCAACUUGCUCAUCUGCACAACAAGAGAGACUCUGCUUACAGCUCAUUCUCUACUAACGCCAGUAUACCAGAAUACAACCCUACUACAUUCUGUAAGGAGAGGUCCUACUCAAUGGAAAGCAUGUUUUCCCGGAGUAACUUGCAAGAAGGAAUAAAACAUGCAGAUAUCAGGUAUAUCAAGACAGUCUAUGAUGCUCAGCGUGGUGUCUCAGAAGAGUAUGAGGUGAACCUAUCAACCGUCAAAAAUCAUGGUAGACUUUCUGGUGGUAAUGUUAGGAACAAUAGAGACCCUGUUGGAAGGCUUGAUCAGAACAGAGUUUUUUCUGAGAGUGAUAUAGCUGAAAAGGGCCCACCUAUGCCACCUACUAGGAGUGACAGUUAUGCAAUAACUAGACAUCAUGACAGACCAAGUUCUUGGUCUAGUUUGGACCAAAAAAGGUCUCUUCGAACACAUUCUAAAGGGCCAGGAUUGCAUCCUACUAGUGCCACUUGUAAUACAAAUCAACAGUUGAAAGCAGUGUUUGGUGAAGGACAACUGCAUACUGUGUUAGAAAAAAGUCCAGAAUGUAGCCCACUAAUGAAACCUAAGCAAAUAUAUUCACAAGUGCCACAGCCUGGACAGCCAAUGCUUCCUACGGGAAUCUACCAUGUCCCAUCUCCAGAACCACAUUUUGCUCAUGCUCCUGAACCUCUUAAAAAUAACAAUGGAAGACUUUAUCCAGCACUGGCCAAAGAGGGAGCAUAUUGUCCCACUGUACCCACUGGAUGUAAAGGAGAUUUAUCUUUUCAGGCUAAAAAUAUUCAGAAUAUUCACAACGGUUAUGUUGUAUCAUAUCCAGUGGACCAGUCCAAUAAAGUAGAAGAAAAAAAGGAAGAUGGUCCUACACAUUUUACUCACUACAAGCUUCACUUCUCUGCUGGUACUGAAAUUACCCCUGAUUCUUCUAUAAACAAUGAAAAGGAGACAACUAUUUCAAAAGUAAAUCACUGCUCAAGUAAAAAUGAUCAUCUACAACCAAAAAAUGAAUCUAGAAUAAAAACACAAAGAUUGGUUUCUAGUGAUGAACAAGCUAAUAGUAAGGUACAGGAGUUCAUCAAUAAUGGAAAAAGUAGGAGUUGGUCCAGGCCUACUUUCCAGAAUGAGUGGAGCCCAAACCAUAUCAUGCCACUUUUAUCCUCCGUCGCGAUAGGCAUGGAAUCACACAGAACUAGUAACAGCAUUGAGACAAACAAACAUAAGGAUCUGGACUGCCAAUAUAAUUCCAUUUCAUCACUGAACAAUAAAAUUGAUGACAGACACUCCCCGUUAGCUUCUGACCAUAGAAUCAAAUUGAACAGCCCAAGCUUUACAAAACACAAUGAAGACAUUGACAGCUCAGUGAUGUCUUAUCACGUACAAUCUGAUCAGCCUUCCUCACCUCCACAUAAGAACUCUGUUGACUUUUCCAGAAGAAGAUUAAGUUCAGGCAGCAACCAAAGUGGCAAUAAUCUACUACAUAGCAGGAAAGAUGUCAAACAUAGGUCUUCAGUUUUAGAAAAAAUCAGCAAGAUUGAGAAACGAGAGCAGGAAUGUCAGAAGUCCCAAGUCUUAAGUGGAAGCAUAUAUGGCCAAAAUUCAGGACAGUGCACAAGAGGAACAAACAACAGAGCAUCUGUAAAUAGCAUUGAAGAAUUAAGGAACAAGUUUAAUUCACAUGAUCAAAUUCAAGAUGUUGAAUGCAACCAACAUUCAGGUUCCCAUGCUACUGAGAAAGUUACUGGUAUUAAGCAUUUAAAAAGAGAGGACAUUCAGAAUGCAGCAGUGGAUUCUCAAGUAGGCAUAGUACAGCAGAUUCAUGACAAGCAACUUGUUUUGCAAGCCUUGGCAGAUGGUGAUAAAAUAAUAGCUGAUUCUCAAACAAUGCCAAAUAAAGAAGACCAAUGGCAGAGUGCUGCACAAGACACUCUAGGUUUUAGUAGGGCUUACAGAAACAGUAUCAAAGAUGCACAAUCCAAAGUCCUAGAAGCAACAUCUUAUAGACGCAAGGAUUUGGAAUUUAGCCCAACACAAUUUAAAACACAAGAGAAGAAUGUAAAGAGACCUACUUCAGCUGUUGUCUAUGGCAAAACUCCCCCUGUAUCCCCUCACGCUCCAAAAGAAAGGCAUAGUGUUACUCCCAUGGACACCUUUACUAACAACCAAGAGUUUCACAGUCAAGAGGGAUCAGGUGUAUCAUACCAAGUACCUCGAAUUGGGGCCAGGAGGCGUUUGACAACGGAGCAGAAAAAGCGAUCAUAUUCAGAGCCAGAAAAGAUGAAUGAGGUGGGUGCAUCAGACAAUGAACCAUCCUCUACAAGGAUUCAAAAGAAGGUGCAAAACAUGAGCUUCUUGGAACAAACGGUGGCAGACAGGCGUAGAAUGUUUGAGAGAGAUGGCAAAGCUUGUUCAACUGUUAAUCUGUCAAAACCAGAGCUUAAGCAGCUGCAGCAAAAUGCCCUUGCGGACUACAUAGAGCGCAAAACAGGUCGGAGGCCUUCCCCCCAGGAAACUGGCUUGUUAAAAGAAAGAUCGCAGAGCACCUACUUCUCAGGGAGCUUGAUGGACAGUCAGAGCAUCUCCUCUACCUCUAGCAUGAAUUCCCUACAGGAGCACAACAUGUCAUUCCCUAGUAGGGACCCAAGAGAGAAACUAUUUAAAACUAGAUGUGUUUCCUCCACACUUCCACCUGGUCUCACAGGCUUGUUUGACUUAGCCAGCUUAGAUAAGAAAAAUGAACAUCAAGAAAACCGGGGCCGCAGCAGUUCUUUUGUCCAGCAACGUCUUAGACUAGACUGUAGAUCAAAAACAGAAUGCAAAAGUUCCCCAGCGCGCCAACAGAAAGAAACAACUGCUGCUAAAUCAACAGAAUUGCUAGAGGUCUCGGCAUCAUCACCUAGAGAUUUGCCUGAAACCUUUCAGCAGCCUGUUUCCCUGCACGUAAGAUCAAGGUCCUCUCCUGCUGGGGAAAAGAGAAGCCAGGACUUUAUGGUGAAACAGGAGGCUGUUGUCAGGAACGCUUCUUAUACUUCAAUCAAUAAAGGAUUUCGUUCCUUACAAAGCAAAGUUGAAGAUCCCUCAGAGAAGUCUGUACAUGAGUCGCCAUUUCAGCCAUUCACUGGUCGCCAUACUGACAUUGAAGGAGAGAAGCAGGUCCAUCCAUCUAAUAGUAUUGUCAGUCAGAGCGCUAUGCAAAUAGGUAUUCAAAGACACACUAGAGCCCAAAGUCUUACAGCAGCCUUUGGAUCGCACACUCCUCUGCACAGUGCAAGACUGGCCACACUAUCUUCCCUCAAUAACCGAAGUCCAUCUAAAGGUUCCCCCAGUCACUAUACAGUGGACUUUGUUACUGCUGAAGAAUAUUUAUAUUCUGAGAAGAACCAAAAUCCAGAUAUUUUUCCAGAUGAGGUUAAAGGUAAAAGUCAUAUGGAUUUAAAUUUGCAUGACAAUAAUUCAGUGGAUUACAACAAUGACAAAGUAAAAGUAAAGUCUACUCCACCACAGAGGCCACCACCGCCAAAAAUUAAGUGUAUUAGUUCAGAAAGAGAUGAAGACUUAUCACAGAACAACAUUCAAUGUCCUAAGUCUAAGCAGAUUCCUUCUCCUAGAUCCAACAACAAUACAAUGUGGAGCACUAGUUCAUCAGAGCCGGAGACGCCUUCACACAAUGGAAAGAUUUCUCUCCGUAUUUCCGAGUCUUGUCUCCAGUCCUCCUCUCCUGUGGUUAGCCAAGAGGAUGAGGAUGAUGAAGUGUUUGUCAAGGAGCAAGAGUUAGAAGCAUUUCCCAAAACAACAUUUGUUCCUCCAUCCCCACCACCACCUUUGGAGGAUGCUCUUUUCAAGGAAAGACAAGAUAAAGCACAACAUGCUUCUUUUGACCCACACAAUAACUAUGGAAGCAAAGUAGAUUUAUGUCCACAGGUCACAGAAGAUUUGAAUGAAAGUCUGACCGUGCCUACUCCCAUUACACCUGCUGGAGAAUUUGAGCUUCCUCCAACUGAGGUUUCUUCUAAAUUACCAUCACAUCUACACACUGCAAACUCACUGGGAGCAGAUCACAGUUCUCCAAAAUACCCCCCAACUCAGGAGGUGGCACCUUCCAACUUUACACCUGAACCCCCCGACAACAAAACACACUCUUGCGAAAGCACAAGUAUAAUGUCUCCUGAAGAUGUCAAGUCACAAGAACUGGCCAAGGAGAUUGUAAACAGAGACAAAUCUCUAGCUGACAUUUUAGAUCCAGAUCUUAAGAUGAAGACCACUAUGGACUUAAUGGUUGGUCUGUUUGUGAAAAGUACCAGUGCACUAAGAGAGAAUAAUAGGAGGUGGCUGAAAGAGAAGAUAACAUCAGAUAAGAUGCCAACGGCAGAAAGUGGAAAGAAAGAAGAUCAGAAGAAAAUGGCAGAAAAUGGAUUGCGCUCUACUGCCUAUUACUCACUGUCUGCCCCCAAAGCAGAGCUUCUGAGGAGGAUCACAGACAUGCACACAUAUGUGGAACGAGAAGGGCAGAACACUGAUGUAAAUGAAAAGAAGGCAGAAUUAAUCGCCAGCCUUACUCACAAACUUGGGAUUUUAAAGGGUGCCAAAGAAUGUCUUCUCGGUGAAAUAAAGCUCAACAACAGUCUUGGAGAGGAGGUGGAGGCUCUGGUUGAGAACCUCUGCAAACCCAAUGAGUUUGACAAAUAUAAGAUGUUCAUUGGGGACCUGGACAAGAUAGUAAAUCUUCUGUUGUCACUCUCUGGACGUCUAGCCAAAGUGGAAAAUGUGCUCUUUACCUUGGGUGAAGAUGCCAGCGACGAAGAAAGGAACACCUGGAAUGUAAAGAAGAAGCAACUCUGUAGCCAACACGAGGACGCUCGGGAACUUAAGGAGAACCUUGAUCGUCGAGAGAAAUUGGUGACAGACAUUUUAGUGAAUUACCUCACCAGGGAACAAUUUCAGGACUACCAACAUUUUGUGAAAAUGAAAUCAGCUCUUCUUAUUGAACAGAGGGAGCUGGAUGACAAGAUUAAACUUGGUCAGGAGCAACUGAAUUGCCUGUUGGAAAGUUUACCAAGAGAUUUCAUGGUUGGUGGAAAAGUGCCUUCAAGAAAAGAAAUUACAUCUUCUUCAGGGAAUGUAAAAAUACUUCCGCCGCUGACAACUUCUCUAUAAUGUUAUACCUUCAAACAAUUCAGAAUAAACACUUAAAUUAAAUAGAUAGGGAUUUCCAUGAACAUCAAACGUGUUACUGACACAUCUUGCAUUAAUGACCGUUUCAGACUAAGAAAGCAUCCAGUGCGGAUGCUACUGCUAUAGAUAUCAUCGGCACAGUGAAGGGCCUACCAAAUAUGUGUAUCUGGUGUCAUUGCAUUGCCCUUACCUUACAUUUGAUAGGUGCUGCUAGGAAUAAUGGAACUUCAUAAACCAUUCAUUGUUGGAACAGGCAAACAAUACUUCAUUCCAAACUUCUUAUGUCCUCAUUGGGAUUCUGCAGCCUUCAGCAAUACUUAACGCAACAGAGGCCUUGAUUCUACCUGCAAACUAUUUCUAUUUAUAAAAGACAUUUUGUAAGUGAAUUAUGUAAGUUUUGUAUAUAUGCUAACAUUUGAUAUCCUGUAGAAAUAGCUUUUUUUAUGUUGUAAAAUAAUUAACUAAACCUGAAGUCCCAAGUAAGUAAAGGUACUUAUUUUAUUGCAUUUUUUAGUGUUUACAUAAAGUCACCUCUUCUGAAUUGCCAUAUCAGAGGCAAAGUUGUAAUGAAGCAUUUUGCUGAAAUAUUGGAGGGAAGGUGGGAAAUAAAUAUAGAUGUAUGUACAGUUUGUCACAGAAGAUUAAUCAGCCAUGAUUUUUAUUAACUGUGUGCCGACCCAUUACAGUAUAAGAGUGCCUAAAGCACACCAUUCACUGGCACUUAAAAAAGAGUUUCUGUUCCGCUUGUUUUAAAUGUUGUCCUUUUAAAGGAAACACUUUGCCCAGCAAAGACGUUCUGGGGCUGAUGCAGAGUUGAACACAAAUCAGAUACAGGGCCUGAUUUAGUAAGGAUAGCAAAUUCUGCUAAUUAGCAGAAUUUGCUGUCUUUUGGAUCGCAUACUGGGGGCCGCCCAUCGCUGGGCAAGGCCGCCCAGCAUGCUGACCGGUGUAUCUUUUUCCCCCACAUACAUUAUUGGCAGGAUUACUCAUAUCAGCAAUAGGCCAGUGCCUGAUUAUGGGGGGCAGGGGGUACAUUACCCUGGGCCCCCCUAUCCCAGGGGCCCCCCGUCCCUGCCGUCCGCUAUAGGCCGUUCAUUCAGUGCUGGCUUCACUGUAGAGGUUUUUUUUGCAGUUUCUUUUAAAAGGGGGUAUGGUCAAAAUGCUGUGAUUAGGCCACGCACCCAAAUUUGCAUGGAUCCGUUGCUUUCUCUGGAACCUUGCCUGUCUGGAACCUUGCCUGCCUACACCUCGAUCAGACCUACAGUAGCUGGAGGAGGUAAUUACACAUCAGCACUCAGAGACUUUUUCAAAGUGCAAGUGUAUUAAAGCAUUAUAUAUACAGUCAGUGUCAUCUGUAUCUAUGAUGCUUUAAUACACUUGCACUUCGAAAAUGUCUGAGUGCCGCUGCCUGUUUCCUAUAUGCUGCCUGUUUCCUGUAUCCAGAGGGCAUAUAAAUAAAUAAAUAAAUAUUAUAUAUAUAUAUAUAUUAGUCCAUGGGGGCCCCCUGGCCUCCCGGAGCUUUAAUCCAUCUCUGCAAUAGGCUGAUGCGCUGUGGCUCUGGCAGGGAUCGCUGGAGGGUUCAUUUUCUCUCCCCCACAUUAGCAGCUGAGCUGCUAAUACUUCUUUUCUACCACCCCUAAACAUACGUUAGGUUUCAUAGCUGUCCUUAUUAGUGCAAACCUGCACCAGCCUUAUAUAGGCGUUAUGCCUUACACAUGCACCACACUGCAUAGCCUGCAGUUUCAUCCAACACUCACACUGAACUAAGCCUACGUGAGAUAGCCCCGCUGCAGUACGGUUACACUCCUUUUGACACAAGUGGCGACUGAAACUCUGCAUCACAGUUUAUCUACUUCUUUCUGGAGCAUGUGUGGUGUGAUAAAGCGCAAAAUACACUUGUCAAACAGAUUUACAAGCAACUCUGCGUCAGCCCCUCUGUGUGUCACUUUAUGUUGUCCACGCUGUUUUAUGUACUCUUGGUUUUCUAUGAAGACACAAAAGCAGCACCAUAUAUGAGAUUUAAGAUAUAACAAGACACGACUAUGGGAAAUAAUAAAAAGUCUUUACUGUAA
Pseudophryne corroboree (corroboree frog) is the source of this 8002-nucleotide messenger RNA. It is a transcript of the gene SHROOM3, whose product is annotated as shroom family member 3. The transcript has 11 exons. The coding region runs from base 219 to 5912 and encodes 1897 amino acids. NCBI's taxonomy places the organism in Eukaryota, Metazoa, Chordata, Amphibia, Anura, Myobatrachidae. The record is from RefSeq and is a predicted model, not a curated record. Gene Ontology annotation, biological process: actin filament organization. Gene Ontology annotation, molecular function: actin filament binding. Gene Ontology annotation, cellular component: adherens junction; cortical actin cytoskeleton; apical junction complex.